AUGGCUGAGUACGAGAAACAUUUCGCCAAGCCCUGGCCGCUGCCGCUGACCGAGCGGGAUGUGGCUAUCCGCCAGAGCUGCGCGCGCUUGCUCCAGGCCUUGCAGCGAAUCGAGGGUGGCAGCUACAAGGAGAAGGCGGAUGACUUCGACACCAGCUUCACCAUGUUGGUCAAAGGCUGUCGAGAGGCGGCCGAGGAGGGUUUCCUGGAGGCCCCCAUCUACAACAACAUACAGAUUGAGGCGGCCUGGCUUUUCCUUUUCGAGGUGCGCCGUCGGCACGUGAAUAAGAGGAAGCAGCUCCAGGAGUGCAUCCGGGCCCUGGGCGCCUCGUACAACUGGUCCAUGGCCUUGUUUGGAUCGAGGAAGGUCCAGGAUGCCCUGAGGGCUCUCCCGGGUGAUUCCAGGACAGAGAUCCUGGAGGAUGCCGGCGCCAUGGAUCUGCUGUCGCAGCUGCAGCCAAGGCGUAUGCCGGGCGAGCCAGAGCCAGACGAGACGCCUGCCCAGCCAGCUUGGCCUGCACAGGGCGCGCAGGGAGCUGGCUGGCCUCCAGCGCCCGGAUUUGGCGAGGGGUUUCCCAAAGGCGAGGGCCCAAGCGUCGACUGGGCUCGGCCGAGCGCUCAGGCGGCUCAGGCAGCUCAAUCUCCGGCAGCUCAGGCUCAGGCAGCUCAGGCAGCCGCAGGCAAAAACAACCCAUUCAAGAAGGCCAGCCCCUCGGGACCUGAUUGGGCGAUGCCAGCACAAGCACGGGGUGAAGCUCCGCCGCCCAUGCAGGGCUUCCCAGAUGCCCCUUUCCCAGCUUUCCCGGGCCCACGCCCGACCUCGGCCUCUAAUCCCUUCCGCAAGGAAGAUGCGGGCUGGCCAGGCGACCUCGAUGCCUUUCAAUCGGUGCGACCUGCCUCAAAAGACUCUGCCCGGGCAGCCUUUCCGGAUCCAGAAGGGAGGGGGCAGGAUGCCUCAGCUCUGGCACCGCAGGACCUCAUGGCAGGUGCCAGGUUUGCCAAGGAGUCAGGCAUGAGCGCGCAGGACAUGAUGGCGGGUGCCCAGUUUGCCCAGAAGUCAGGCGUUACGUCUCAGCACGCCUUGGAAGGUGCGCGGAUGGCUCAUCAAGCUGGCGUGAGGCCGCAGCAUGUCGUACAAGGGGCGCAGAUGGCUCACCAGGCAGGUCUUCGACCACACCAUGUUGUCGACGGCGCCAGAUUUGCACAGCAAGCAGGAGUGACCCCCGACAAGGUGCUCGCAGCGGGUAAAGCUUUCUCCGCUGGCAGGUGA
Molecule: messenger RNA, 1269 nt
Organism: Symbiodinium natans
Lineage: Eukaryota; Dinophyceae; Suessiales; Symbiodiniaceae
Source: the annotation of a GenBank genome assembly